CCUGGCGUUGCACAGAAUAUAGAAGCCGUGGUAAUCAACGAAAGGCUGGGAAUUCUUACUUCUUUUAACUCAUGCUUACCCUGGAUCGAUCGAACCGCUGGCUCGAAGUUUGCCGCCGUUAGCGCUGGGGUUCACUACGGUGCCCUGAGCUGCUGCACCCUGAAUCGCUGCUUCGUCCUGGUAUCGUUGAUGCUAUGGGGCCAAUUGGGAGGUUAUAAAAGCUACAGUUAUCACGCUGAAACUACUGAUUUGCAUGUUCUUGGAGCAUUUCCUUUUUUUUCUUUUGGCUUGGGUGAUUCUCCUGGAAACAAAGCUUGAAAGCAUAUGAAUCUUUUUGGGGAAGAAUGCUGGGGUUUGGUUUUCUGGGAUAAAGGUGAAAUCGCGUUGAAGGGUUCACUCUCUGAGCUGGGAAAGCUGAGCAGAGGAACAGAUUAGGAAAUUCAGAAGGCUAUUUGUAAGAGUUCGCCGGCGAGAGCGAGGUCAAGCGAUUUGCCGGCGAUGCCACUGGGGUUUUUUUACAUGACAAAUUAACGAAAACUAAAAGUGAAUCGCGAUAAUUAAGUUAAAAUUUAGGAGUUUUAACGUGGCAAUUUGUCAUUGGGGUAGACAGCCACCAGCACAGGAGGCGCAAGAGGAAGACGUAAAACGGGAUUAAGAAAGAAGCAAAAGGCUAAAGCUUAUUGGUCGAACUUAUUACAUUGAAGGCCUAUCUAUACGACAUGGAGUAUGAUUCCGAUAGCCCCUCACAAGAUGGGAGGGAUGAAGAUGAUGAUGAAGAAUAUGAGGAGGCUGGCAAGGGCAAUCGUUUGCUGGGAUUCAUGUUUGGAAAUGUUGACAAUUCUGGUGAUCUUGAUGUCGAUUACCUUGAUGAGGAUGCAAAGGAGCAUCUUUCUGCACUUGCUGACAAGCUGGGUCCUUCCCUGACAGAUAUAGAUUUGUCAGGAAAAUCGCCACAAACACCACCAGACAUUGUCGAACAAGACUAUGGUGAGAAAGCUGAAGAUGCAGUUGAUUAUGAAGAUAUUGAUGAAGAGUAUGAUGGUCCAGAGACUGAAGCUGCAAAUGAAGAGGAACAUUUAUUGCCCAAAAAGGAUUUUUUUUCUGCUGAAGCCUCUCUUGAAGCUUUGAAAUCCAGAUCUUCUGUCUUUGAUGAUGAAAAUUAUGAUGAGGAAUCUGAAAAGGAGGAGGACUUGGUGAAUAACACUUCUGAAAUUAAUAACAUCUCUUCAACUGCAGAGCUGGUAGAGUCUCUUAUUGAUGCAUCUAAAGGAGAGAAAAGUCUAGAACUUGAAUCACAUGAUGGCUCACAGCAGUCUGAAGAAUUGGAUACUGACUCGCAAAAGCUCCAGGAGGAAGGGCCUGAAGUUUUGAAAGGUUCUACUCCUUUGCCUGUUUUAUGUGUGGAAGAUGGGAUGGUCAUUUUAAGGUUCUCUGAGAUUUUUGGUAUUCAUGAACCUUUGAGAAAGGGAGGGAGGAGAGAGCAACGACCUUCUAUUCCUAGAGAGAGAUACAAGUCCUUUAAUUUAUCUGAUAUUGUAGAAGAGGAUGAAGAGACAUUCUUCAGAGGUUCUUCUUAUAGUCUCCUACUAAAUAAACAGGCUUGUGUAGUUCAAAAUGGUAUAUCAGAAAGCAGUAAUGCAGACUCAGACUUGUCAAAAUUUGGAUUUCUUCAUGGGGUUGCCUCAAUGUCCGUGAAAGAUGGACCACAACAGAAGCACUCUUGUCUUAGUGGUGAACCAAUGAAACAUGAUUGCUCAGGCCUUUCUUGGGAAGGGCAUUCUCUCUUUUGCUCUGACUUUUAUCCCCUUGAUCAGCAAGACUGGGAAGAUGAAAUCAUUUGGGGAAAUUCCCCUGCUGUAAGUGACAAUAAUCUUGAGAGCUCUGAAAUUUCUGGACCUACUUUGGGACCUCUAGGGUGUGAUGGAGAAAUUGAAAGUGGGAUGCAAAAUAUCCAGUUGGAGCUGCCGAAGGAAUUGGAAGAAAGAAAUCAUGGUGUUUUCAUGUGCAGCUCUCCUGUCUCAUUAGAGCCCUUUGGCUCAAGAGAUUCUUCAGGAGCUAAAGCCAAUUCAUUGUCAAAGAGCCUAUUUCACCCGCAACUAUUGAGGUUAGAAUCCAGGCCUGAAGUGGAUGCCUCUAAUCCUGCCGAUGACAGAAGGGAGAAUAUAUCUGAGGAGCAUAAUCAAAAUGGACUAGCAAAGCAUUGCACCAAACUUGCCUUGCAAAACCAGGAUAUGAUGGAAGGGUCUUGGUUAGACAACAUUAUAUGGGAGGAGGUCAAUAGACCUAUUGUGAAACCAAAGCUUAUCUUUGAUCUUCAGGAUGAUCAAAUGCACUUUGAAGUUUUGGAUAGUAAAGAUGGUAGGCAUCUCCGCCUGCAUGCAGGAGCAAUGAUUUUAACUCGUCCUUUAAGAUCGAGCAGUGGAGAUUCUUCUGAGCUACCUGGACAUGGAAAUCAGUAUGGAUGGCGAUCCAUUGCUAAUGAUAAACAUUAUUCAAACAGGAAAACUUCCCAGCAACUUAAAUCAAAUUCGAAAAAGCGCUCAGCUCAUGGUGUAAAAGUUUUUCACUCUCAGCCUGCGCUGAAGCUUCAGACAAUGAAAUUGAAACUGAGCAACAAAGAUAUUGCUAAUUUCCACCGACCAAGAGCUUCGUGGUAUCCCCAUGACAAUGAGAUGGCUGUCAAAGAACAAGGGAAACUACCAACGCAAGGACCGAUGAAAAUUAUCAUGAAGAGCUUGGGCGGCAAGGGGAGUAAGCUGCAUGUUGAUGCUGAAGAAACUCUCUCUUCCAUUAAAGCAAAAGCAUCUAAAAAGCUAGAUUUUAAGCCACUGGAAACAGUGAAAAUAUUUUAUCUUGGGAAGGAACUUGAAGAUCAGAAAUCACUUGCUGCACAAAAUGUUCGACCAAAUUCCUUGUUGCAUCUUGUUCGUACAAAGAUACAUUUGUGGCCUAGGGCACAGAGGCUUCCCGGUGAGAACAAAUCCUUGCGUCCACCUGGGGCAUUCAAGAAAAAGUCUGAUCUAUCUGUUAAAGAUGGACAUGUUUUUCUAAUGGAGUACUGUGAGGAAAGACCUUUAUUACUGAGCAAUGCUGGAAUGGGUGCCAGACUUUGUACGUACUAUCAAAAAUGUUCUCCAGAUGAUCAAGGUGGCUCUUUAUUACGCAACACAAAUAGUAGUUUGGGGCAUGUGAUUUCACUGGAUCCUGCUGAUAAAUCUCCAUUUCUUGGAGAUUUGAAACCUGGCUGUAGUCAGUCAUCACUGGAGACAAACAUGUACAGGGCACCCAUAUUUCCUCAUAAAGUGCCACUAACUGACUACCUGCUAGUUCGGUCAUCAAAGGGAAAGCUAUCGUUAAGACGGAUUGAUAAAAUUAAUGUUGUUGGACAGCAGGAGCCUCUUAUUGAGGUAUUGUCACCUGGUAGUAAGAAUCUUCAGACAUAUAUGAUGAAUAGGCUGCUGGUGCACAUGUGCCGUGAAUUUCAAGCUGCAGAGAAACGUCGCUUACCUCCAUACAUUCGUGUUGAUGAGCUGCUGUCACAGUUUCCUUACCUAUCAGAAGCUUCUUUUCGCAAGAAAAUUAAGGAAUAUGCUAUUUUACAGAAGGGAGCAAACGGACAGUCAAUUUUGGUUAAAAAGCGAAAUUUUCACAUGUGGUCGGAGGAUGAAUUGAGAAAAAUGGUGACGCCAGAGCUUGUUUGUGCUUAUGAAAGCAUGCAAGCUGGUCUCUACCGUCUAAAACAUUUGGGAAUUACUGAAACUCAUCCUACUAAUAUAUCUUCUGCUGUGAGUCGGCUUCCUGGUGAAGCAAUUGCACUGGCUGCCGCAUCUCACAUUGAGAGGGAGCUGCAAAUCACUCCAUGGAACCUGAGUAAAUUUGUUGCCUGCACAAGCCAGGGAAAGGAAAAUAUUGAGCGAAUGGAAAUCACCGGUGUUGGUGAUCCAUCUGGGCGUGGUUUGGGUUUCAGCUAUGCUCGGGCUCCUCCAAAGGCACCAGUGUCAAGUGCAGUGGUGAAGAAGAAAGCAGCUGCUGCCAGGGGUGGUUCCACUGUCACUGGAACAGAUGCUGAUCUACGCAGAUUAAGCAUGGAAGCUGCACGAGAGGUUCUUCUUAAGUUCAAUGUUCCUGAGGAAGUCAUUGCAAAACAAACCAGGUGGCAUCGCAUUGCUAUGAUACGCAAACUUUCAAGUGAGCAAGCAGCAUCUGGAGUUAAGGUUGACCCAACAACUAUCAGUAAAUAUGCUCGUGGCCAGCGAAUGUCCUUUCUUCAGUUACAACAGCAGACCAGGGAGAAGUGCCAGGAGAUUUGGGACCGACAAGGUCAAAGCCUUUCAGCUGCGAAUGGUGAUGAAAAUGAGAGUGAUUCUGAAGGAAACAGUGAUCUGGAUUCUUUUGCUGGUGAUCUGGAAAAUUUACUUGAUGCUGAAGAGUGUGAAGAGGGAGAAGAGGGUACCGAUGAUUUUAAACGUGACAAGGCUGAUGGUGUUAAGGGUCUUAAAAUGAGAAGACGUCCAACCUUAGCCCAGGCAGAGGAGGAAAUAGAAGAUGAAGCUGCGGAGGCUGCUGAACUAUGCAGAUUACUUAUGGAUGAUGAUGAAGAUGAGAGGAAGAAAAAGAAAAAGACUAAACUUGUGGAGGAAGCAGGAGUAAUUUCAAAACUACAGUCAAGAUUUGUCUUUGACAACACAGAACAGGUUAAGCAAAUAACUAAUACUGUGCAACUAGAUGGAGCCAAUAUAUUGAAAGAAAAUACUGUUACAAAUAUCAGGGAGGAGGAUGGUAUUUCUGCUAAAAAAAGCAAAUCAGUGAAGGUCAAUAAAACUAAGAAGAGUGACCUUUCACCUAUUAGUGUGGCGAAUAAGAAAAUAAAGUUAAAUAUUGGGGAACCACCAAAGGUAUUCAAGGAGAAAAAGCCAUCAAGGGAAAGUUUUGUUUGUGGGGCAUGUGGUCAGCUUGGGCACAUGAGGACAAACAAGAACUGUCCAAAAUAUGGUGAAGAUCUGGAAGCACAACCUGAAUCUAUAGACAUGGAAAAAACCGGUGGAAAAUCAAGCUUGUUGGAUCCUUCUGGUCAGUCCCAGCAAAAAGCCGUUUCCAAGAAGCUUAUUUCAAAAAGCUCAUCGAAAAUUGCUCUGGUUGAGGCUUCUGAGGGAGAAAAAACUAGUUUGAAGGCAAAAGUUCUUCCAGUGAAGUUCAAAUGCAGCUCCACUGAAAAACCUGUUAUUGAAGCCACACAAAGCUCUGAUAAGCCAGUCACUUCUGACUCAGAAACUGCCAAAUCUGCUAAGAUUAGUAGAAUCUUAAUUCCCAAAAAAGUGAAGCCAGAUGAUAUGAAAGCUGAAUCUCGUAGGCACGCUAUUGCUAUACGCCCUCCAGCUGAUCCAAGUAGAAGUCAAGUCGAUUCUCAUAAGCCGUCAAUUAUAAUACGGCCACCUACAGAAACAGAUAGGGAGCAACCUCAAAAGAAAAUUAUUAUAAAACGCACAAAGGAUGUUAUUGACCCAGACCAGUUCAGUCCUGGUGAAAACAUGGGAUUUGAGCACAGGAAAACAAAAAGAAUUGUUGAAUUGUCAAAUUUUGAGAAGCACAGAAAACAGGAGACCAUGUAUAGGGCUGAAGCCGCUCUGGCAAAACAUAAAGCUAAAGAGGACAGAAGAUGGUGGGAUGAACAAGAGAAGAGGAGAAAAGAAGAAAGACUUCGAGAGGAACGGGCAAGGAGGCUUCAUGAGGAAGAAAUGAGGAUGCUAAAAGAGCAAGAAAGGUUAGCUGAGUUAAAAAGAUACGAAGAAGAUAUUAGGAGAGAGAGGGAGGAAGAAGAACGGCAAAAAGCAAAGAAGAAGAAGAACAAAAAAGCGGAGUUUAGAGAUGAGUAUAUAGAUGACCACAGAACAAGAAUUAAUAACAGAGUGUUAGAAAGAGAACGAAGUGGAAAAAGAAGAUCCGUUGUUGAGUUGGGAAGAUAUGCAGCUGAAUACACACCGCCACCAAAACGGCGGAGAGGUGGAGGGGGGGAGGUUGGUUUGGCAAAUAUUUUGGAGCGCAUUCUCGAGGCACUCAAAGAACGGUAUGACCUGUCAUACCUUUUUUUGAAACCCGUGUCAAAGAAAGAAGCUCCCGACUACCUGGACGUUAUAGAGAGGCCAAUGGAUCUUUCAAGAAUCAGGGAUAGGGUGAGGAAUAUGGAGUACAAAAGCCGGGAAGAUUUUAGACAUGAUGUGUGGCAGAUUGCGUAUAAUGCCCACAAAUAUAACGACGGGAGAAACCCAGGAAUUCCUCCUCUUGCGGAUCAGCUUUUAGAGUUGUGUGAUUAUUUGUUGAAUGAGAAUGACGAUAGCCUAACUGAAGCUGAAGCUGGUAUUGAAACUAGGGAUUUCUAGGAUAUUCUUUAUGUUUAGAUCACAUCUUUGGUAGUGAUGUUUCAGCUUAUGUUUAGAUCAUGUAAAGUGUAGAAGGGAAUUUUUAUUUUUUACUUCAGAAAAAAAAAAGCCUCUUGUACUAUUUUUUAUGCAAUUAUAGGGGGAUUUUGUAUAGAAGCAGAAGGGCGGCAUUGUAUCAUCAUGUAAUUUUCUAUUGUAUCAGAGAGAGCGAAAAAUGCAGCCGUCAAUGGAGAUGUCAUUUUAUUCUAUUUAUUUUUCA
Molecule: messenger RNA, 6636 nt
Organism: Prosopis cineraria
Lineage: Eukaryota; Viridiplantae; Streptophyta; Magnoliopsida; Fabales; Fabaceae
Product: transcription initiation factor TFIID subunit 1-like
Biological process (GO): RNA polymerase II preinitiation complex assembly; transcription by RNA polymerase II
Cellular component (GO): transcription factor TFIID complex
Molecular function (GO): RNA polymerase II general transcription initiation factor activity; TBP-class protein binding; histone acetyltransferase activity
Source: RefSeq, a predicted model, not a curated record